UGGUUUGUCUAUCACUAGCAUAAUUUCAAUAUCAGUGGAGCCCUCAUUUUAUGCACCACUAUUGAUUGGCUGUGUUGUAGUUAGAAUGAAUUGUUUUACAGCAUGGUGUUGAUUCAGACAAUAAUUCUGCUGUUUGCUCAGCUGAAUAUCUUUAUGCAUAUCCUCAUUAUGGUUUUAUAGAUCAUCCCAAAUACUCUCUAUAAAGACAUCCCAGUUUGGCAAGCACAGUCGGCUGUUUUUUUUGUUUGUUAGUUCCUCUCUCAGUCCCCCACAGCUAUAAGUCACACUCGUAUUUCAGCGGCCACAGUUUACCCUUGUAGUCAUUUAGUCGUUGUCUAUGCAGAGACUCUUAAACGAAGCACUAAGGUUAGGCACAAAAUGUUGGCUCGAUGCGCUCUCCAAAGGCACAGUUAUGGUUGUCAUAGUGAUCAUAUUUUUUGCAAUCAUUUGUCACCCAGAUACAGUAGGGUUGAAUUAGAAGCACCUGGUUAUGCUGACGUGAAGCGAACGAAAGGGGAGAGGUGAACAACUAUUCCCGUUUACUCUACUGACACGGCACGUUUUCAGGCAUACGUGUGUGCCGUCGGCGUUAUCUCGCUCGUAUGUCUCUACCUUCGUAAAAGCGAGAUGGCUAUCUGCGUGACAAAGAGCACUAGGACCGAACAAUGCGACGCUAACCAUCGGCCGCCCCGGCCACCGUUUAACAUGGAGAUUGGAAAAAGGAAUCAGCUCUCUCUCCUCCGGGACCUGCAUGUAAAUGAGGUUAGCCUCUCCUGCUGUGCCACCGCUCUAUCCCCCACUCUCCUCUCCAGCUCUAAUGGCUGCAAAACUGCCACCUCCAUUCUUCAGGAAGAAACCGGGACCAAUCCUGAUUAGUGCCCUUGUCUUGAGUGACAGGCUUGGAUCUGGGCAGGCAGUGCCGUGGGCGCCUCUGCCAAGCUGCUGUCAACCUGGUAUCACUGUAAAAAAGCCAUCCCUUUUCUUCAACCCCCCAGCCUCCUCCACUCUCUCACACACCCCCUCGUACUCUCUCUCUCUCUCUUUCUUUCUUGGGUGGCUGGCUAGUCAAGCUUGGCUGCAUCCCUUGCCUGAGCUACUGGGACAAAGUGUGAUUUACAGUAGUUGGAGAGUUUCCCUGUCAGCUCUAACCUGUGUGCAUGCUGUCUAUCUGAGUAGGCGGCAGUAAUGCUGUAGAAACAGCAUAUUGUGGUGUUCGCGUCAUAGCACCUAGCUGAAUCCACCCCUGCUUCCUGUCCCUGUGGUAUGUACACAGAGCCUUACUUAUUAUCUUAUGCUUUCCUUUCGUUUUCCACAAUUUUGUUUUAUUGCUGUAAAUGUACAAAUCUUCAUGCGCCCCCUUUUAUGCCCACUGAAGUGUAUAUGGCGGAUCCCAUUAGUUAACAUCUCACCGCUGAUAAUGAACGUGCAGAUCUACCAACUUUUUGAGAGUACCCUGAGAUUACUAGUCCAGGCGCUGUCUUCUUUUUGUUCUGUCUCUGGUAUCUAUAAAUGGAAGUUGGGGGAAAUAAACAAGAGUGCAAAAGGGUGCUUCAUCUACAAAGAGGAAUUUCAGAGGUCUGGAAGCCAACACUGUCUCAGUCUCUUCCAAGAACACAUCUCCUUCCUGUUUCACCUCUGGCCCCCUGCCCAACAUGCCCACAGACGCUGAGGCCAUGCGGAAAACACACAGAUGAUGUGGACACGGUAGAGGAUGGAGGGCCAGAGGGUGGAUCAGUAGAAGAGGACAGCUGGUUUGGGAAUACCUCCGACAGCCCCUCCGAAUCGUCCUACGGUGAUGUGCAAGAUGAGCUGCGGGUUUCCCCUGACAAUGUUCCCCGACCAGACCACGACACCUCAGCCGAGAGCUCCCUGGGCUGCCCAACGCCGGUUCAGCGGGCUUCCCUGGAGCUGCUUGGGCUGGACGGUGGGGUCCUCUCAACCCAGGACAUGCUGUCCUCUGAGGUGUCCUCUCUGUACGGAGACUCCAGCCAGGCCCUGGGCAAACCCCUCAGCAGCAACCUACGGCGUCUCCUGGAGGCUGGCUCGCUGAAGCUGGAGGGAGGUGACCUGACUGGGCGUGGAAUGGGCAGAGGACCGGAGUCGCCCCCGGUCAGCUUGGUACUAUCUCCAUCUUUGCAUCACGCACAGCAGCUGAGUGCCCUGGCGAGGAGGUUGGCUAAUAGCAGCAGCAACAACAGCUGCAACUCGAACUCUGCAUCACCUGCGUCUGUAGCAACUGUCAAGCAGGAGCCCUGUGACCUAUAUGGCCCCAGCAAUGGCCCUAACUCAGGCAGCAGUGGCUUCGUAUGGGUAGGCGUUGCGGAUAAAUGGCCAUCGACAAGUUGCUCGGCUCCCAGCGGCAGCAGCCUAUCACCAGACUCGGCUAUCCAGAAGUUAAAAGCAGCUGCCAACGCCGUGCUCCAAGACAAGAACGCGGUGGCCUCCUCCACCUCGGCGUCCUCAUCGUCCUCUUCCUCCUCCUCGUCCACUUCAGUCACCUCCUCCUCAAUGGCAGCCUUGGGCACUCGAUCUGAUGACGCUGUGCGCUUUGAACCGUUCUCUUCACCCUUCAGUCCACAGUCAGCCAGCUCCACGCUUGCUGCCCUCUCAAAGAAAGUGUCUGAAAGAAGUCAGCAGCAGGUGGGCUCAUCUGAGCAUCAACCCUCAGCUGGCUCCUUUCUCUCUCUAGUUUCCAUGACCUCCUCAGCAGCUCUGCUAAAGGAGGUGGCCGCACGAGCAGCAGGAAACCUUCUAGCUGAUAAGAAAGAGCCGGCAUUAGUACUGGGAGCCUCCGAAGAUGUCAAGCCCCUGUUAGACAAGAACCAGAAGGUGCCCACACCAACCCAGGCCAUGGAUCUCCUGCUGCCAACAAUCCCCAAGGGAAGGGCCAAGCCCAGCAGUCAAGCAGGUUCUCCUGAGGAUGGAGGGAAGCCCUUUCAGUGUCCAGUGUGCGGUCUGGUCAUCAAGAGAAAGAGCUACUGGAAGAGACAUAUGGUGAUCCACACAGGCUUAAAAAGUCACCAGUGUCCCCUCUGUCCCUUUCGUUGUGCUCGUAAAGACAAUCUCAAGUCCCACAUGAAGGUCCAUCAGCACCAAGACAGAGGAGAGACUUUCCAGUGUGAGCUCUGCCCCUUCACAUCAUCCCGCCACUUUAGCCUCAAGCUGCACAUGCGUUGCCAUCAGCACUUCCCCCGUUCCGACCUCAAAGUCAAGGAAGAACCUGGCACAGACACCGAGGAGGGCGAGGGCUUGCUCAUGGGGGACGGUGGAGUCGCUGGUGAUCAGGUCAUGAACACAGAUGCUUCCACGUCUCCUACUGUGAGCCAACCCGACGGUCGUUUGCUGGCCUCCCCUACAGAACCCUCGAACCACGUCCAGAUCAAGGAGGAACCCCAGGAGAGGGAUGUGUCUGUAAUGUCUCCCUUUGCCCUGUGUAGGGAGCGACCCAGCAGCAGCAGCUCCCUAGAUCUGCCUGGGCUCAAAUCCAGUCCACCGGGCCCUGGGCCUAUAGCUGCUUCGCUCUUCAGCCCAGAUAUCACCACCAAGACGGCUACAGACCUCCUCAUGAAGCUCUCAGGUAAGAAAUCUCCAUUAAACCACAAUGAAAAAGGGAAAUGUGAUAGAUUUAGAUGCUUGAUUAUGUAAACCAGCUUGAUUCAUCCAUAAUUCCUUACAUUUAGGAUGAAUGAAGUGCUAAUAUAAUUAUGGGUUGGCAAUGGGAGUAGAAUUUGGCUUUCUUGAUGGGAACCCAAAGCCAAGAUCCUGCAGGACUGAGUCUGCAUGAUUAAUUCUUAUUCAAUAAAGUUAUUCAAUAAAGUUUAUUAUAGCUGUAUAAUACCUUCUUGAUACCUAAUGCUGUUUUUUUGUUUGUUUGUUUGUUUUAUAGUUCUGUCAGUUUUUAACAGGUUAAAAAAUACAUAUAUAAGGCUCAAAGGCUGCCAUAAAAAUAUCAUAAGUCAGUGACUUUUUGAUAAGUGAGUUAUAAUCCUUGUUGAAGGCAUUACAUGUAAAUUCAGUGCCUUUUUCCUUGACACAGAGGAU
Molecule: messenger RNA, 4041 nt
Organism: Carassius auratus (goldfish)
Lineage: Eukaryota; Metazoa; Chordata; Actinopteri; Cypriniformes; Cyprinidae
Product: zinc finger protein 827-like
Exons: 4
Coding region: 1510-3645 (711 amino acids)
Biological process (GO): positive regulation of transcription by RNA polymerase II
Cellular component (GO): nucleus
Source: RefSeq, a predicted model, not a curated record